GGGCGAUGCCGAUUCAUGUUCCGGGGCCCUCUGAUGCCAAUCCACGUUCGGGGGGCGAUGCGGUUCGAGCGAUCGCGAUGGACUCUCGCAUUGAAUUUUCCUUCAUUAAAAAAGAACAUGAAGAACCGCCAAGCCCUGAUGUGUUUCCUGAUGUGACGGUGAAACUUGAAGAUGUCGAUGACGCGCUGUUGAGCGAAGAGGAUGUGGAAGAAAAGCCCAGCCCUGAGAUUGUGCGGACGGUGAUGGUAAAGCAUGAAGAGGAAAUCACAGUUCCAGGACAGAAGAUUCCUAAGGUCGAGGAGGACGUCGGGAGGCCAGAGACAGGAUAUUUCUACGGUUAUUUCACCAAUCGAGACCGGACGGAGGUGUUGGCAUGCAACAUUGAUCAAGAUGAAACGAAAAAAAACGGGACACCUGUGUGAGGAAUGCGGCAGAGAUCUUGGUGGUAGACGCUUCAAGAAGACGACCGUGGGUGAAGCGAAACUCCCCGGGCUGCCACGGAAAGCCUGCACGCAUUGCGGGAAGCUGCUUCAAGAUGCCGUGACAAGCCCUGGGGAGGAGCAAUUCUUACAAACAACGACCGAGGAGGCUUCUUCGCCAUUCGACGAGUCGCGAGCGCAGGCGAUCGGCGCCGCUAGUGAGAGGACGCACACGUGUCUCGAGUGUGGGAAGGCGUUUCCCAAUAACUCUCAGCUCGUGAGGCACGCCAGGAUUCACAGCGGCAAGCGGCCGCACGUGUGCAGUGACUGUGGAAAGGGCUUUUCGGAUCAGUACAGAUUAAAGGUGCACUCCAGGUUGCACACUGGUGAAUGGCCACACGUGUGCAUGGAGUGUGGAAAGGGUUUUUCGGAUCUUUACAGAUUAAACCUGCACUCCAGAAUUCACACCGGUGAAUGGCCGCACGUGUGCAAGGAGUGCGGGAAGGGGUUCUCUUAUCAUUGCAGUUUGAAGGCGCACUCCAGAAUACACACUGGCGAACGGCCGCACAUUUGCAACGUGUGUGGCAAGGGAUUUAGACGGCGCUCCAACCUGGACACACACUCUGUAACCCACACGGAUGAAAAGCCCUAUGUGUGCAAUGAGUGCGGGACCAGUUUUUCACUGCGUUCUACUUUGGAGAGGCAUUCCAGAAUCCCACACUGGCGACCGCCCGUAUGUUUGCAAGGAUUGUGGCAAGGGCUUUUCACGGUUUUCUACUUUCGAGACUCACUCUAGAACGCACACGGGCGAACGCCCGUACGUUUGCAAGGA
This is a messenger RNA of Lethenteron reissneri (Far Eastern brook lamprey), 1251 nucleotides long. Its product is annotated as gastrula zinc finger protein xLCGF3.1-like. Lineage: Eukaryota; Metazoa; Chordata; Hyperoartia; Petromyzontiformes; Petromyzontidae. Gene Ontology annotation, biological process: embryo development; regulation of transcription by RNA polymerase II. Gene Ontology annotation, cellular component: nucleus. Gene Ontology annotation, molecular function: RNA polymerase II transcription regulatory region sequence-specific DNA binding; DNA-binding transcription factor activity, RNA polymerase II-specific. The record is from RefSeq and is a predicted model, not a curated record.